Pseudozyma hubeiensis SY62 is the source of this 804-nucleotide messenger RNA. RefSeq lists its product as hypothetical. NCBI's taxonomy places the organism in Eukaryota, Fungi, Basidiomycota, Ustilaginomycetes, Ustilaginales, Ustilaginaceae. The record is from RefSeq and is a predicted model, not a curated record. The transcript is spliced from 4 exons. Gene Ontology annotation, molecular function: oxidoreductase activity. The coding region runs from base 1 to 804 and encodes 267 amino acids.
AUGCGAGUUCCUUCGUGCAUGGCGUUGCGGCUUCGAUCUGUUUGCAGUCCAUUAGGGCAGAUGACUGAAGUAUUUCGAUGCCCGAAUCGACUAGGACGAACGAGCGCAGUGGCUCUCGCUCGAGCCGGAUGGAAUGUCACCGUCACAGGACGACGUGAAACCGAACUCCAAGAAACUGUCACACUUCUCAACCAGGCCGCGGGUCGCCAAGACGCUGGAUUCUAUGUCUCUGGCGACAUCACAAAGGAGGACGUCGUCCUGCGCGUCUUCAAGGAGACCGCUGAAAAGUUCGGCCGUGUCGACCUAGUGUUCUGCAACGCCGGCAUCUCGCCGCCCAAUGUCCCGUUGGCGGAGCAGAAGCUCUCGGACUGGCAAGCGACCGUCGAUGUCAACCUGACCGCCCCAUACCUAUGCGCACGUGAAGCUUUCCGAUACAUGGAGAAGCAGCAGCCACAAGGAGGACGGAUCAUCAUCAACGGCAGUAUCAGCGCCUACGCUCCGCGCCCCUUCUCAUCGCCCUACACCGCAACAAAGACCGCCAUGACCGGCCUCACGAAAUCUUUAUCGCUCGAUGGAAGGAAGUUCAACAUCGCCGUUACCCAGAUCGACAUCGGCAACGCAGCAUCCGAGAUGACGGCCAAAAUGAAGUCUGGUCCCGGUGUACCUCAGUCCGAUGGUUCUUUGCGCCAUGAGCCCACCAUGGACCGCGAAUACGUGGGCAAGGAGAUUGUUCACAUCGCAGAGAUGCCUCUUGGCGUCAACGCCGACGCAAGAAAGAUGGAUGUGUCAGCUAAAAUCCGCUGA